AUGUCUUUAAUUCAUCCAGAAAGCAACGAAGAAGACUCACAGUCAGCUGUUGUGUCAUCGAGCUGUGGAGUGCACAUUUAAAUUCAAGAGUUAACAAAGUAGAAUUUAUAGAAAUAUAUGUAUUUUUGAGAAUAAAAACUGUGUUCCUUUGUCACUUCAGCAGUAGAAAUGUUAAAUAAACAUUUUUGCGCUAUUCUCACCUAGCAUACAAGCUAUCUACAUGAGGAAGUACAGUUAAGUGAAGUAUUGUCCGUGCAUUAAAGAAAGAAAUGAGCAGAAAAAGAGCCCUGAUCGCAGACACGUUCUGUUUAACAAAGAGACGCAGAUGUGCAGCUGACAGUGAGACAGCAGAUGGAGCAGCUGAUGUCAGGUCAAGCUUGCAGUAUCUCAUGACACUGUUUUCACGAAAGCUCUUCAAUGAUAGUCUUCCACCAGUCGUCUUAAAACAUCAGCUGUACAGUUUACACAAUGACAAAACCUUAGUGGACAAGCAGGUGGUAAGAUCAGAUUGCAUUGCCUGUAUGGAUGUAUUUAUAAUAGCCUUAACGCAUUCAGAAGCUCUGGUCUUCUCUUUUCCUCAUCAGAAUGAGUUGAGGGAAAACGGCGAGCUGUUGAUGUUCCAGCUGGGGUUUGACUCCGAGGCCUUCGCUUUGGUGUUCGCUGAAGAUUACAGAACUAAAGUCCUGCAGGGGGAAGCUGGCAGGGAAACAUUGGGAACUGUAGAGAAAUUUCUGGCCAAACUAAUACCCGGCUGCUCCGAUUUGAGUUUCAACAAGGAAAAAAUGCUUAAUGAGUUUCUCUUCACAGACCGAGAGAUUACGCAGCUGGUGAAAUCAGGCGUCCUCACUGUGAGGGAUGCGGGCAGCUGGUGGCUUUCAAUCCCCAACUCUGGCAAAUUCAUUAAGUACUUCAUUAAGGGACGCAAAGCUGUUCUCGGCAUGGUUAAGAAAUCCAGAUACGGGGAAAUCCUCAGGACUGAAUUGGAGGAACGCCGCACUACUUCACAGGUCCAAUUCCAGAUGAAGUAUCACGUUCAUGAUAUAAUGGGAGCAGAGUUAGUAGAGUGCAUACAGACAACAUCAGGGACAUUAUUACGAUACGUGGACUGAAACGAAGAGCUUAACUCUCUUGACUUGAAGUGAACUUUGUCAUGUAUUCAUUGCCAUAUUAUUUUGGUUACAAACAGCAGAAUCAACUGUGCACAGUAUAUAUAAUAAAAUUUUGCCAAACUU
Messenger RNA from Carassius gibelio (silver crucian carp), 1232 nucleotides. Its product is annotated as serine/threonine-protein kinase 19. The coding region runs from base 270 to 1109 and encodes 279 amino acids. The transcript is spliced from 5 exons. Lineage: Eukaryota; Metazoa; Chordata; Actinopteri; Cypriniformes; Cyprinidae. Gene Ontology annotation, biological process: protein phosphorylation; positive regulation of Ras protein signal transduction. The record is from RefSeq and is a predicted model, not a curated record. Gene Ontology annotation, molecular function: protein serine/threonine kinase activity.